Messenger RNA from Oncorhynchus masou masou (cherry salmon), 3253 nucleotides. RefSeq lists its product as uncharacterized. The coding region runs from base 1 to 2961 and encodes 986 amino acids. The transcript is spliced from 11 exons. NCBI's taxonomy places the organism in Eukaryota, Metazoa, Chordata, Actinopteri, Salmoniformes, Salmonidae. Gene Ontology annotation, biological process: signal transduction. The record is from RefSeq and is a predicted model, not a curated record.
AUGCCAAACCCCAUGGACGACCGUCUGCGCGUGGUGGCGGUGAUACAUGCUUUGAAAGCAUCUGGAGUUCGCGUGAAAAAUUGGAAGAACUUCUUCAAUGGGCCAUACACGAGUGGCCCUAUGGAUGUCUUUCAGGAGAACCAAUCUCAAUUUGCCUUUGGCCGGGACCUGAUCUUGCUGCCCCAGUGCCAUUUAACUGAUAUGAGUGGGACAGUGCCAAAGUUCUUGGUGGAUGCCUGUGAAUUUUUAUCCCAGCAUCUUCAUACUGAAGGGCUGUUUCGAAAGACGGGGUCAUUGAGUCGGAUCCGUGCUUUGAAGGCUGACCUGGAGCAGGGGGAGCCAGUCUUUUCUCUGCCACAUUCAGCCACUCUGCAGUCCUGUGAUGUGGCGUCUCUUGUGAAGCAGUUCUUACGGGAGUUGCCCUCUCCCCUCAUCCCUAUGGAUCUACAGGUGCCACUGUGCUGUGCACAGGGCUUAGAGGAGGAGGGGGGCCAGGAGCAGGGUAAAGAUGGAGUCACUCUUCUUCUUACAGCCCUGUUCCCUCUUUCUCAUUCACGGGCCCUCCGAUACUUCUGCACUUUCCUGAGACAGACGGCUCAAAGAUGUGAAGAGAAUCGUAUGGAAGUUGGCAAUCUGGCCCUUGUGAUUGCACCUAAUUUGCUACAUUGUCCAGCUGGGGGCUCUAAACUGACCGCAGGCACAGAGAGACAACUGGAUAGACAAGCAGCAGUAAUCAAGACACUCAUAACACAUGCAGAUCGUAUUGGUGUCGUUCCCCCUUCUAUUAUGGACAUGGCAACUGUAGCAGAGUCGGGUGAAUCCACUACACCCCCAGUUGACGGAGGGAGAUUUCAGGAGAGGGCAGGACUUGGUGUGUAUAGAAGUUUAAGACGUCAAAGGAGGCGCAGUGUUGGAGAGAUAUUUGUGGAUGCUCUCAGUAAAUUCAAGACAGGCCGCACACACACUGGCCCUUCACACCCCACAGACGGCUGGCAAAAUACAAAGACAUCUCACCACACCAUACCUCAAUCACCAGUCACAUCCAAACGAAAAUCGAGCGGAGAUACUGUCCCUGAUGUAGAGGGCUCUGCUAAAAAAAGACGCUCUAUCCAUGACCUAAGAAAAGACAACCAAUCCAUCAGCAAACUACAUUCAAAUGGUGAUAACCCUUCCCCCACACCCAUUGAGAAGGACACUGAGAAUUGGAUCAUGGGCAGUAGGACGGUAUCUGAUGGUAUGAUUGAAGCAUCCAGCUCUGAGGCUGAACGGUACAGGAUUCCUGUCAAAAUGAUUGAUGGCCCUGGACGAGUUCUAGUGGGGAAUGAGAUGGAGGCUAAACCUGAUCUGCUGAACUACAGCUUCGCUGAAAAUCUUGAUGACUUCCUUGAUCUCAUGACAUUGGACUCGCCUACCGGGACAGAAGAUGGGGAAUCACGUGCAUGCUCUGUGCUCAAGUUGGAAAAUGAGACAGUAGAGGAAACAGUUUCAUGCUGUCUGACUAACAGUGUAUUUAUGGGUCCUGAGCAGGUUGGGAUAAAAGAAGAGAUGAGUCUAAGUAAGAAGCUGUCAACAGUGGAUAUGUCUGACAGGGUUGGUCAGAAGCCCAGUCGACCUCAUCGUUCCAUCAGUAUGCCAGAGGUGAUAUUGGACCAACUGAGGAUUCAAGAUGAAAUAGACAAGGAGGAGAACACAGAGAAAAAAGAUGGAGUAUUUGAGGACACCAGGGUUAUGGUGGAGGAACCCCAACAAGCCAGAACCAGAACCGUGGUGGAUGAAGGGCUGGGUAAAGGAAUGGAUGAAGCAGAAGAGUUGGAGGAAAAAGCAUUGGUGAAGAAAGAGAAGAUGACAGAGUCAGGACUCAGGUUUAAGAGGACACAUCAGCUCAUGUCUUUAGCAGAGCAGCUCAGGCGUUUCAACGCUCUGGCAACACUGCUCCGCAGCCCCAGGGUUUCUCCCCCACCCCCUGAACCCCAGCUCAACGAUGUCCUGCAUGAGCGUCAGCGGGAGGGGGGUCAGGGGAGUGUUGUCCAUCUGCGUCGGCAGGGAGAAAGGCGGUUUGGACGCUCCAUCAGUCACGAUGGUGUUCCCAGAUCUUUUCCAGGACAAGCUCCUAAAGAUCAGCAGGAUGAGCCAGGGGUUUUUCAAAGCCCCAGUGAGACAGUUCUAUGUUCACCACCAAAGCCAACUCUAAGUCUUUAUCAAUUUGCCCAAGAGGGGCAGAAUGAAAUCCAACAUACUCCAGAUCCUCAACUACAACAGGAUAACCCCUUGCAAACCCUCCAGUAUUUGUGUACUCCUCCAUCACUAAAUCCAAAGCCAAACCAGGGAUCUCGCCAAGGGCAAUUUAACAAAUCACAACUGCAUCUCAGGGAAAGCCAACUGAACCUGUUGGAGGAACAAUACACAGAGUCAGGUCUGCAUGACCUGCUGGAGAUGCACUUGAAUAUAUGUGAUCCAAAGGAGGAGCAAGGGCUAUACCUUACAGUUCCAAUGCAGUUUGAUAGACCGUCUCAGACAGACACUAUCUUAGAUGUUCUACCUCAGACCAUGGUCCCCCUACAGCAGAAGCCCCAAACUACUGAAGUCAAACUUCCUAUCCCUUCUCCUCUAACCCCUCCUCUCUCUCAAACAGAAACAUGCUCUCCCAGUCCCAGUAUACCCUCUUCCACAACGAUAGACAGAACAUCAUCAACUGAACUCUACACUGUUCCGUUAGUGGCUAACUGCUCCCCUACCUCUGUCACGGCUUUUGACUUUAUAGAGGUCGACAGAGGGGUCAGUGAGAGUGAUGGGUCUUCUCUUCCUGUGGAAUUAUCUCCACCCCCAGUCUUGCAGUUCAGUCACCUGGCCACCAGGAGAGGCUACAGAGAUUCGCCUCGCUGGCCUAUCCAUGAUAUUAGCAUUGCCACAGGGGACCCCAUUCAUAUACACCUUGGUGCAGGGGACCCUCUACAGAUAUGACAUGUACAGGAUAUACAAAGUGGUUCUUUGUUUGUAGUGCUUUGGUUUUGAGUAUUAGGGUUUUAAAAUGGGAAAAUAAAACCACACAAAGAAUGGCAUCUGUUGCUUGAUGUAAUUGUGCCAAGUUAUAUCCUCACAUUUUUAUUUCAUGAUGUUUUCAUGAGGUUGUUUUUAUUAGUCUCUGUUAUGUUUUGUUAUUAUUGUGUCCGAAGUUGCUUUUGACAUAUCUCAGACUAUAUUUAAUUUUCUUAUUCUUUAUCUAUUCAGUUUUAAUAAAAUAAUAUUUUUUGAA